GAGAAUUUUGGAAACUUUCCAUCAUGCCUUUCACACCUGACCGGGAAAAAUAUUGGCUCUACACUCGAUUCGUCACGUGCAGUUUGCAAAUAGAAAUAGAACUUUGAGCACAAAUACUUCUGUUAAGUUGUGUUUGUUGACAAAAAUGCCGAUGAGAACAAUCUUCUUCCGCAAGCCUAAUCUCAGCCCACAACAACUCUUCCUGCUAGCGGUUGCUAUCGUCCUUUUUGUUGGAUAUAGACUCCUUGAAAAGAAGAGCCUGAGGGCUGAUUCUCUGGUUCACGCUGAACAUCACCAAGUUACAUCCAAAGUUAUAGUUACUAGCGAAACCAAAUCUCAACUUUCAGAACCAAGCUUAACUUAUGGAGAGAAGGAUUUUUUUCUUCAAGGAAAACCUCUUCGAAUUCUGAGUGGAGCAGUACAUUACUUUAGAGUCGUUCCACAGUAUUGGAAGGACAGAUUGGUGAAACUUAAGGCCAUGGGGCUGAAUACGGUGGAGACUUAUGUUCCAUGGAAUGCACAUGAAGAAGUGAAGGGUCAUUUUAAGUUUGAUGGGAACUUGGACAUCAGUGCAUUUAUCAAGCUGGCAAAGAAGUUGGGUUUGUAUGUUAUCUUGAGACCAGGACCUUACAUUUGUUCUGAGUGGGACUUUGGGGGAUUACCAAGCUGGCUGUUGAGUGAUCCUCACAUGGAACCAAGAUCAAUGUAUCCUCCAUUCAUUGAAGCUGUUGAUCAGUUUUACAAAAGGUUUCUGCCAAUUUUGGUUCCUCUGCAGUUUUCUAAGGGUGGUCCUAUUAUAGCUUUCCAAUUGGAGAAUGAAUAUGGAAGCUAUACUUCUGCUGAUGUGGACUACAUGCAACACCUAAAAAUGAUUAUGAUCAAUGGAGGAAUAACAGAGUUACUUUUCACAUCUGAUAACCAUUCUGGACUGAAGAAAGAGUUCCUUACCUUACAAAAUGUUCUGAAAACAAUCAAUGUAGAUGUUCAACCUAAUGUGAAACAAGAACUAUCAUAUUUACAAGAAAUACAGCCAGACAAACCUGUUUUGAUAAUGGAAUACUGGGUAGGCUGGUUUGAUCUAUGGGGAAACGAUAAACACCAUGAUGGCAAGAGUGCUGGAAGUGUAGCAAGAGUCUUGGGAGAAAUUCUGGAGUUUGGAGCCUCCUUCAACCUCUACAUGUUUCAUGGAGGAACAAAUUUUGGCUUCAUGAAUGGUGCAAAUGGCCUUAGACCAACCACCACUUCAUAUGAUUAUGAUGCACCUUUAUCAGAAGCUGGAGAUAUGACACCAAAAUACCGCUCCAUUAAAGAUGCCAUAAAACAGCAUGCACCAGAACACUCUCUUCCCAAGAAUCUUCCUCAAGUUUCAGAGAACUCUUCAAGAAAGGAUUAUGGUAAAGUCUCCUUACAGCAGUUUAUGUCCCUAACCCACCUGCUUUCAUAUCAGACCCCUAUAGAAAGUGGUCAUGUAAUGCCAAUGGAACAACUGCCAAUCAACAAUAAUGGCGGACAAGGGUAUGGUUUCAUACUUUACCAGACAGAGUUACCUCACUAUCCAAAAGAGAUUGUAAUGGAACAAGUUUUGGACAGAGCCCAGAUCCUUUUAGAUUCUAUUCUGAUUCAAACAUAUGACGCAAGUACAAGAUACGAAAGUCCUGUGGUGAUUAAAGUGAGUCAGAAUCAUGCGCAGUCACAACGCUCAGCCGAGCCAACCAAGCACAAGCUGGAGAUCUUGGUAGAAAACAUGGGACGAACAAAUUUUGUUUGGGACAUGAAGAGGAUGCGGAAAGGUAUUACUGGGAAAGUGACUGUCGAUGGUCUAAGUCCUACCAAAUGGCGAAUUUACCCACUUCAAUUCAAGCCGCAAGAUCUGGCAAGCAUUAAAGAGAAAGGAAAAUGGGAUAAAGUACCGGUAAAAGGACCAAUCGGUCCAUUCCUGUACAACGGAACUUUUAAGGUCAGUGGAGGACCUAGAGACACUUUCUUGGACAUAACAAAUUGGAACAAAGGAGUGUGUUUCAUUAAUGGACAUAACCUGGGGAGGUACUGGGAAAGGGGACCUCAGCGAACUUUGUAUGUUCCAGCACCAUGGUUACGGACAGGAGACAAUGAACUCAUCAUAUUGGAGCUUCACAGUUAUAUGACAGCAGCUGAAGUUUCAUUCAGAACAUCUCCGUUUUACCGAGGAUAAAAAUCUCCUGAGGAAUGCUUGAGCACAGUAUUUGAGCUGCUUUGAAUUUGACUCGACUC
This is a messenger RNA of Pocillopora damicornis (cauliflower coral), 2250 nucleotides long. RefSeq names its product beta-galactosidase-1-like protein 3. The record is from RefSeq and is a predicted model, not a curated record. Gene Ontology annotation, biological process: carbohydrate metabolic process. NCBI's taxonomy places the organism in Eukaryota, Metazoa, Cnidaria, Anthozoa, Scleractinia, Pocilloporidae. Gene Ontology annotation, molecular function: beta-galactosidase activity.